AAGGGGCAAAGGGGUCUGAAUUCGUGCGCAAUGGAGGCUAGUUGCAUGAGUGCGCAGUUGCUUACGGUUUUUACUGGCAAUUGCUGAUCCUGCAGUUACUGAUAUGAUGGAUAUUUUCUUAAAGAGAUGAUCAAACAGUAUCCACAAGUCUGAAGGACGCUCUGAUGCUCUGAGAGGCCCCCAUUAAAACGUGGAUGUUUUACAUUUUUACCUUUAAGGAUUGCAACAUGGCAGGAAUCUCUCUCAUAUUUUCACUUUUUGUCACAACUCUGUUCUUCACGGGGAGUGUAUCGGACAUCUGCCGAGGACCGCGCUGCUUUUCUGGUCACGACUGGAGCAGACCGUGCGUGGGAGCGCAGUGCCAAGGGCGCACGGACACAUCCGCGUCCCGACGGCAGUUUGACCACUCUGCACAAUCCAGGCAAGGACAAACCUAUCCGACUUAUCAACACGACGCUCAUUUCCGUCAGCACAAAGCACAGAGCGCGCCCUUAGCACCGUACACCGUCAUCCAGCCUCAGCACGGAGGCUUUACGCAGGCGGCAGGUACGGAUGGCACCAGGAGGACGAACCCGAGGACCAUCACGGCGGAGGUGUUCCACCCUGGCUGCGCCGGGGGCACCUGUCCGACGACUGUCUCUCAUCGCCCCACGAGUGAUGACAGCGCAACGCGGGAGUGCAAAGGCAUUGGAUGUAAACUGCCCUCCCGGAUGCGCCAGAGGAACGGUAAGCUUUGCGUUGGAGACGGCUGCAGCACGCAAGGAGACGACGGGAGAGGAAGCUCGUCACCUGUUCAUGUGACGGACAGAGCGGCACAAUUUCUGGACGAGUUCCCAGACCUUGGGUCGCAACGUGGAGCAUGGAUUCAGCUGACAUGUGACAUGAAACCAGGGAACAAUGACGUUCCCUCAGAGGAUGCUCUAGUCCUGCAGUUGCAGCUGUCAAAGAGUCAGGAAAGGUUCGUCGAGGCCCUCAAAGGCCAACAAAACGAGGUCAAGGAGCUACAGAGGCUGCUCAGUGAGCAGCAAGGAACGUUGGUCAACCAGCAGAGAGAAAUACUUGACCAGCAGAGGAGGAUGUAUGAGCAGAUGGAGCAAGUAAAAGCUCAGUACAACAUACUGAUGGACAGCAUCAAACAAACAUCUUUCCAGAACCUCCAGGGGGAGCUGGACAGUCGCAUGGAAACCUUGAGUGGGCAGGUUAGAGCUCACCAAGCACAGCAGGCUCUCUCUUUGCACAAAGUGGACAUGGAGGCCACUGUGAUGGAGGUGGGUCGGCCCCUUUUGACCUGUGGCAGUUGUGGGCCUGAUGAGUACUGUGGCUACAGCAGUGGCCGUCCUCGCUGUGAGAAGUGCACCGUCUGUCCUGCUGGAUUCUUCCUGGUCGCCCAGUGUUCAGUACACGCAGACAGGAUCUGCCAGGACAGAGAUGAAUGUCUUGAAAUAGCUGAUCUGUGCGGAGGUCAACAGAAGUGUCUCAACACUCCAGGUGGAUUCAGAUGCCAGGACAUGAGAGAGGGAGAAGCACACUCAGGAAUGUGUGGCCGCGGCUACUUCUUCAACUCAGAGAUGGAUGAGUGUCAAGCCUGCAAUGAGUGUGAUGGAGACACGGUGGUCUCUCCUUGCACUUUUACCACAGACACUGUCUGCUCUGGCCAUACUGCCGGCCACAGUGCCCUCUCUCAGUCCUGGUCUGGAGAGGUGACUCUGCAGGGGGAAAAAGGACACAUGCUGGCUCAAGCCUUCCUCGGUGUGCAGCUUCACAUACAGGGAAGAGGCGAUGAUCUGGUGUCCACUGAGAGUGGGCAGCUGGGUCUGAGACAGCAUGGUCUCAUAUGGCUGGAUGAGAAUCUCUCAGUGACCCAUGGUUGCCGCAGCUUCAUCCAAGUGUGUCUGCGCAUGAACAACACAGCCGGCUCUGAAGGUCGUGACCUCAGUGGGGUUCGUGUGGAGCAGCAGGAGGGUAGAUCGCUCCAAGGUGUUAGCAUCAGUGGGGUAGCAGAGGUCGCCCCAGGUCACAUCAUAUCCCUCUUCCUCCGGAGUGCCACCCACCACUGUAACCAAAGCGCUGAAGGUCUGCAGCUGUUCGAAUCCUCCGUUGCCCCACUCAGCCUCCUCUGGCUCUCUCAUGACACCGGUGCGGUUGCCAUGACAGCACAGGCAAUGGUCUCUGCACAUUACCACACAAACUAUCGCCCAGUCUUCCGUACCACCUCCACCUCUGACCCUUAUGUAGUAGGACUUACUCACGAUGGUCGCGGCAUCCGGUUUGCAGAGAGUGGCACUGUGCGCUUUGUAUUCCAGCAGGCAUUGUACUCGAUGGGCCAGGCAUGCGUGAGUGAGGGCUUCCAAAUUUUGGCAUACCUCAACCAUAAUGGAACCGGCAUGGAGCUGCUCCGUGCCUUUAAACCAGGUGUCCAUUACCGAGAC
Neolamprologus brichardi is the source of this 2429-nucleotide messenger RNA. RefSeq lists its product as uncharacterized. NCBI's taxonomy places the organism in Eukaryota, Metazoa, Chordata, Actinopteri, Cichliformes, Cichlidae. Gene Ontology annotation, molecular function: protein binding; heparin binding; calcium ion binding. The record is from RefSeq and is a predicted model, not a curated record.